AUGAGUCUCUGUCGGUCCCCAGACACACAUCCCCAUACAAAACCCUCAAAAAUCCGAGAACAGCUCAAGAAGGCCCUGGUUCUCGGUACAGUCUAUGGUCCAGAUUCACGGUUUUCCAUCGAUAUGGCAUAUGGUCUUCGUCGUGCUGGGAAAAGAUUUAAGACUAUCACAAAGAUGCAUCUUUGGUCACGAAGUCCGGACAGGUCAAAUCCUGGCUCUCAAAAGCGGUGUUACCUCCUCGAAUUGCCCACCGAGCUACUGCUUGAGAUCGUUUCUCAUCUACCCGUGCUGGCAGAGGCUUCUCUAGCAUUGACGUGUAAACGUCUCUUUGCAAUAUCCGGCGCAAUCCUGGACUCCAAGUCACUGCACUUCAAUCGGGAUUUCGCACCACUCUUCCAUCAUUACCGGAAUGGGCACAAUUUCGUUACUACUCGGUGGCAGUUCGUCAAAGUUCUAGAAAACAACACGUGGCGAGCAUGUUCGAAAUGCCUGAAGCUACAUCCACGAGGUUUGUUCUCUUCACGAGAACUCAAACGAAAACCUGAGGAACGGUCCUGUGAACUCGGGGAUCUCGCAGGCAUAGUUGACUUGUGUCCAUGCAAAAAGCUAACUUUCCGAGAUAAAAUGGACCUCGUUGAACUCUUGCUGAUGCGACAGAAAUCGAUAACAGCCUUGACUGCGCAAUUUGGAACUGAUGUCCGGGAACGAUUUUGCUGGCAUACCUGCACCGAAAACUAUGGCUCUACACAGUUGAAGAUUGAAUUAUUUCCGGAGUUAGACGAGAAUGGCCAGUUGAAGAUCAAGACUGAAUAUCAACUAUCAACGGGAUCAGGGCAGCUAGGGAAGGAAGAGUCUAUCACACCUCGAUUUGGAUGCGCACACCGAUCAGUUGAUCUCUGGCUCUCCAGCGUCUGCCAAACCACAAUUUGCCGACUGUAUGAUAGUUUCUGCGCCUCCUGCCAGCGAAUAUCCGUUUGCAACUCCUGUAAUUCUUCGUUGAAAUGCCCUCGCAAACAACCUUGUCAUAUUGACGAGAAUUCCGGAAGAGCUACAUAUUUCUUUUGGACUGAGAGAUGUCUUGGAGGGACGUCCCCUAUCCCGGAUCAAGCAUGGGCCGUGCAGAGGAUCCAUCCGGCAGAGAAUACGAUCGAUGUGGACAACUGCAGCGAGUUAUGCCCUUGGACCAUCCGCGAACACCCUCCUCUUAAUGAUCCCCCGUCUCUCGAGAUGGACAUUCUAGAACCCGGUAUGCAGAGCCAGUCAAUAAAUCAAUUAUAUGCAUCGAUUGCGAUCACCACGAAGCAUUAUCUGCGUCCUGGGGCGAUGAGCUAUCCACCACCACCACCUCAUAACGGCCAAUAUCCUUCGCAGUACCUGCAGCAGCCUCCUAUUCAACCCCAGCAGACCAUCCAGCCGCAGCAGCUACUGUACAAUAAUGCCCACUCGAACGUUUCGCCAUAUCAAUAUGGCAAGCCAGUCGUUUAUCCUCAGGUCAUGAUCCCGGCCUAUCCCGCCUACGCACACACUUAUAAUCAACAACCUCAACCUCAACCUCAACCGCCGCCGCAACCGCAACAACAACAGCCGCCACCACCGCAAUAUGUGAACCCAUCCGACUUGUUCAACACGCCGCCUCUCCCUUCUAUAUCGCCUUCCCAAUUUGCCCAAAGGCCAUCUCAAUAUGGUGGACAACCUGCGGUCUCUACCGCUGCAGCCAGUAGCGUCUCCCCUGCACUCACUACCCCCGCCGCAACGCAACCAACGUACUACACAGCUGCUAGUCCAAACCAAGGGAACCAAGUUUAUGGCAAGCCCCCACAGGCUACAUCAAGUGCUACACCAAGUACAACACCGAAGCCUACACCGAAACCUACACCGAAACCCACACCAAAGGUUACACCAAAGGCGAUGCCCAAAACUACCGCCGCGACUGCACCGAAUCCCCCAACUGUCCGACCCCCACCUGUUACGGCAACCCCCCCGGUACUGUCACCCAGGCCAGUCCCCCAAGUCUUGAUACCAGCUCCACCCCCGGAAAUACAGCAGAAACUCCAACGGCCGCCGUCCAAGAAGCAAGCGCAGCGACCGGCUGGUCAAAUGACACACCAAAAACCAGCAAAGCCCCCCAUCGACUAUCAGGUCCUCCUCCUGGCGAUGGCGGAUGAGUAUCUCAACGCGGCCCAUAGUAACGGAACUAUGGUCGCCUUACUGAAACAAGAAUUGCAAGUGGAGGAAUACUAUAAGUUGGUCGCGACGGGUCUUGGUUGCUUGGAAGCGGUGUUGAAGAACUGGAGAUUACAACCCCGAGUCGAAGCCCUUGUGCGAUUAAGGUAUGCGCGCAUUCUGUUCGAGGAGACGGACAAUGAUCUCGAAGCGGAGACCGCAUUGAGUAAAGGCAUUGACUUGUGCGAGCGGAACCGUAUGCUGGACUUAAAAUACAGCAUGCAACAUCUUUUGGCACGGAUGCUACACAAGACAAACCCUAAGGCCUCAAUGAAAGCUGUGGAUGGGAUGAUCCAGGAUGUCGAAGCAUAUCGGCACUCUGCCUGGGAGUAUGCAUUUCGUUUCCUUCGAGUAUCCCUCUCGCUGUCUUCCUCAGCCCACCAGGACUCCGUUACAGCCCUGCAACACCUACACAAGAUAGCUAAUAUGGCCAACCGCCAUGGCGAUAAGGCUGUUUCGGCCAUGUCGGCUGUCACCGAGGCCCUUGCACAUCUACAACAGGGAUCCGGCUUCGACUCCAUUGAACAGGCUCAGCGCGCCCUGGCGGUAGCUCGGAGCCACCAGCUGAAUGACGAGCUUCGCCAUAUACCGCAGCUGACGACGCUUGUGCAAAUGGUCGAUAUUUGUUGCAGCCUUCUUGAAUAUGACAUCAAUCAAUCGUCACAGAAGUUGAAGAACUUACAAGACCUGAUGGACGAGCGAUUGAACGACCCUAAUUGGCGCGCCGAUGGGUCGUUCUCCAUUCCUCUAAGUGGCAAAUCCGCAGGACCGUCGUCAAUAGACACCGGGGACAUCCUUCAGGUCCAGAAUGGCACGUUGCUCUUGAGCUUUAAUUGGCUACCUCAGCAUGACCUCUAUGCGCUUUGCUAUUUCUUAAGUUCCAUCACGCUCAGCUGCAAGAACUCCUACGAUGGCCGUAAAGCUGAGAAGUUCCUCCAGGAGGGGAUACGCAUGAUACAGGGGAGUUUCAAAUCGCCACAGGACAUCACUGAAUCAAUGGUCAAUGCGAAUAGGCGUGUAGAAUGGCGCAGGACGCUGUACUGUAACCUUCUUCUUCAACAAGUGUUCCUUGCCUGUGGCCGCACGGACUGGGACCUUGCCAGCAAAACGCUGAAGGACCUCCAACAAGAAGCGCAAGAGCUUGGCGAGUGUCUACCCGAUACUGUUCAAUGUCUGAUGGAGUACGCUGCGGGUACCAUUGCACAAGCAACUGGCGAUCUGAAAGCUGCCCUCGACGCUUUUCAAUCCCCUCUUCUUUCGUUAUCUCCAUCGACGAGCAAAACAGCCCGCAAUGACCCCCGGCGUGACAUUGCACUUAUUGCAGCCCUCAAUACCGUUCUCAUACUUCGUGAUCCAACUCAGGCGUCACACUUUCAGCUCCCCAACAUUCUGGCAACCGUUGAAUCCUUUUGCAAGGGUAGCCCCAACAAAUAUAUCCAAGCAGCUUACUAUCUGGUAUGCGCUACCGUGCAGACCGAAUCAACCAUACAAACCAAGCAGUUCCUCCAGCAAGCUCUCCAGUCAGCCACGGCAAUCAGCAACAGUCAAAUUACUUGCAUGACCCUAACAUUCAUGAGUUGGAAGUAUUUCCGUGGAGUUGUCGGUGAACAGGCCGAAAAGAGCGCGCGAGCAGGUCGUGCCAUGGCAAAGAAAGCCAACGAUCGACUCUGGGUCAGUGUCACGGACGAGAUGCUGGCAGAGACUCUGGAGAGGCAAGGAAAGAAUGAUGAGGCGAAAGGCGUCCGCGAAGAGGGCCAUCGCGUAAUGAUGGGAUUACCGCCCGCAUUGAAAAGGCCCUCCUAG
Messenger RNA from Aspergillus pseudotamarii, 4026 nucleotides. RefSeq lists its product as uncharacterized. The record is from RefSeq and is a predicted model, not a curated record. Gene Ontology annotation, molecular function: double-stranded DNA binding; protein binding. Lineage: Eukaryota; Fungi; Ascomycota; Eurotiomycetes; Eurotiales; Aspergillaceae. Bases 1 to 4026 code for a protein of 1341 amino acids. Gene Ontology annotation, biological process: maintenance of mitotic sister chromatid cohesion; mitotic sister chromatid cohesion. Gene Ontology annotation, cellular component: SMC loading complex; chromatin. The transcript has 7 exons.